AUGCAACGCUGGUGGUUUUUGGAGGAAAAUAAUGACGGAAAGGACCCUUCGUCGUCGUCUCGGCAGUCAGAAUCAUCGUCAGUGAAGAAAACAAAACAACCCAAGCCCGACGGAGAUCGCCGGCACACGUUUCGCGUCCUGGUGACGUAUGAUCUCCUCAAGGACGAAACCAUUGCAAUCACGGGUAGCUGUGAAUCUCUCGGCAAUUGGGAUCCGGAACAGUGUGUUCAACUGCACCCAGAGAGCGAUGGUGAUAGCAACAUUUGGCGCCUGGAAACGGAGCUACCUCGGGGCGUGUCCGUAAAGUAUCGUUACAUGAUCUGUUCGGUGGAUCCAACUAGUGAAAAUGUACACGUGCGCCGGUUCGAAACACACAUCGUACCUCGGCAGGUGCCGAUCGAUCUGCUCGAUGACGAUUCCAGUGUCAGCAAGCAGUCCCAGCAGCAGCAAAAGCAAGUCCAACCAAAGAUCGACACUCUCGGGGAUAUCGACGGAAACAUUAAGCUGGAUAAGGGUUGGCUCACCACGGAAACCAUCGUUCAGUUUAAAUUCUUCGAUAAUCCUUUUUCGGUGAAGGAACGCAUCAAGAACCGCCUGUUGUACGUGAAAAUCACGACGAUGAAUCUGCGCAUCAACGCGGAAUCACAGCAGAACCUGAACUCGUUGCUGGAGGAAUCGCUGUCGAACGAUACGCGUGAGAAUGGUACCGAAUCAGCGACCACCUACUCGUUCACGGAAGUGGCCUCGUUACACAACCCGAACGCCAGCUACGAGCAGCAAUCGCAGUUCGGUUGUCCCUACCACAAGGACGACUUUCUCAUCUUCAACGUGACGGUGGCCGAACCGGAGAACGUGGCCUACCUCGUCGAUCUCUACACGCACAGCUCCCGAUCGAAGGAGGAUGAACCGCCGUAUCACCUCGGGUACCACUACAUUCUCCCGAAUUUCCUAAAGAAAUCGGAGGGCAUCCUUGAGCUGCCGGUGACGUGCGCCAGCAAACAUCGGCCACUUGGAAUGAUGCGUAUCGAGUACCUGAAGGUGACUCCACUUCUGCCGGUCCGGUGUAACCUCGAGCGAUCGUACAUCCGGUACUGGAACAAGCGCUGGACCGGGCUGGACGUUGGUCAUCGUGGAUCCGGCACAAGUUUUAAGGCAAGCGAUGGCAACGUGAUCCGCGAGAACACGAUCGCGUCGCUGAAGAAAGCGGUUGCCCACGGUGCCGAUAUGGUGGAGUUCGAUGUGCAGCUGAGCAAGGACUUGGUGCCGGUGAUCUACCACGAUUUCGACAUCUACGUGUCGCUGAAGCGCAAAACGACGCUCGAGACGAACGACAUGCUCGAGCUGCCGAUGCGCGAACUCACGCUAGAGCAGCUGAAGAACCUGAAGGUGUACCACGUGGUAGAGGGUAGAAACCGCGAGGCCAAAUUCUUCGACGAGGAGCUCGACGAACAUCAACCGUUUCCGCAACUAUCGGAAGCGCUCGACCUGAUCGAUCCGCACUGUGGCUUCAACAUCGAGAUCAAGUGGUCACAGAAGCUGAAGGACGGCCGGAUGGAGGCGGAGCUGGCCUUCGACUCGAACCAGUACGUCGACUGCAUACUGCGCACGGUGCUGGAGAAGGCCGGUGAGCGUCGGAUCGUGUUUUCCUGCUUCGAUGCCGACAUCUGUACGCUGCUGCGCCUCAAACAGAACCUCUACCCGGUGAUGUUCCUGACGCUCGGUGUCACCAGCCGCUAUCCGAGUUACCAUGAUCCGAGGUGUAACUCGAUCGAGAUGGCGGUACGUAAUGCUUACGCCACGGAAUUGCUCGGAAUCGUCGCACACACCGAGGAUCUGCUGCGCGAUCAAACGCAGGUGAACCUGGCCACCGAGAAGGGUCUCAUCAUUUUCUGCUGGGGCGAUGACAAUAACUGUAAGGACACGAUCAAGCAUUUAAAGAGCCUUGGCAUACACGCGAUCAUCUACGAUAAGAUGGACAUUUUCUCCGACAAGGCAGUGAAGGAGAGUGUAUUUUUAGUUGGCGCACGUGAAUCGCAAGCCGCACUAUUGCAGCAGAUCGACAUCGAGAACCGGUACGAGCAAACGAACCAGCAUGAAUUUUUGAACGAGCAGGACGUGCGGCUUAGUCUCGAUAAGGCGACCUCGUCCGCCGGCUCGGCACUCUCCACCUCGACGCCAUCGAUUUGAGCUGUUUCCGGUAUCGCCUUCCCCCAGGAGCUAAUAUCAUUGUGCAGGUGAUCGUGCUUUAGUGCAGCAGAACGAUCGACCCGAACGGAAUUAAGCAUACGCGUGUGCGGUGUAAUAGCGAAAAUGCGGAAAGAUAUUGUCAACAGAAAAAAAACGAGUUGUUUUGGGCAGUGGUAUUGUGUGAGAUGAUCUUACGAAUUUAUUUACAUACAACUGCAGCUGCGUAGCUUGAAUGAAACCUGAAUCAUCUGUACUAGCAAAACGGUUACAUGAGAUUGAGAUUAUUUAUGCUUUCCAAAAACACACGUCGCCGCCGAUUGGCGUGCAAUUGAAUGCGGGUUUUAACGUAGGCAAACGGAAGCAUGUUUGCAAGUUGAGGGAUGUCGCGAUAAAUGCGCAACCGAAAGCAAUUCCAAAAUGCAAUAGUUGUUUUGUUACAGCCAAAGCCACCGAAACGUAUGCAAAAUUUAGCCAAUUCAAUGUUUUCGAGGUUUAUCAUCGAGGUAGAGCUGUUAGGUAGGAAAAGGAUAAAACGAAGGAUCGGUACAGAUUGUCCGUUCGGCAAAGAACUAGGUUGUAGGGAUUAUAACACUAAGUGGCACUUUUUAUUAUUUAAGAAAGCGUUUACAGCCGCGUUGUCAGGCUCUACGGAAACACAUAAGGAGGCUUCAAUUUAUCACAUAAAGCACUAGCUAAUUGCAUGUGGUUUUUCUAUGUUUUGUUAAUUUUAUAUGUCCUCAUUAGAGGCGCAAUAAAUUUAGAAUCAUAUUCAUAAAAUAUUAUUGUUUAACGUUUAAAUAAAGUUAUUACAACCUGCA
Molecule: messenger RNA, 3005 nt
Organism: Anopheles nili
Lineage: Eukaryota; Metazoa; Arthropoda; Insecta; Diptera; Culicidae
Product: glycerophosphocholine phosphodiesterase GPCPD1
Exons: 6
Coding region: 1-2187 (728 amino acids)
Biological process (GO): glycerophospholipid catabolic process
Molecular function (GO): glycerophosphocholine phosphodiesterase activity; starch binding
Source: RefSeq, a predicted model, not a curated record